Messenger RNA from Caenorhabditis briggsae, 582 nucleotides. The record is from RefSeq and is a predicted model, not a curated record. The transcript is spliced from 4 exons. Lineage: Eukaryota; Metazoa; Nematoda; Chromadorea; Rhabditida; Rhabditidae. The coding region runs from base 1 to 582 and encodes 193 amino acids.
AUGAAUUUAAAAUUUUUACUCGUUCUCUUCCUCGCAACGGCACUUCUUGUGUCGAUGAGUGAAGCUGGAAAAGAUCGCAGGAAGAAGCAAAAACAGAAGGAGCGACAAGAGGAUAAUGAUGCCGACGAAGAAACUGCUGGAGGAAGAGGAAUGGAAGAAUCUGGAAAGGCCAAGGACGAGAAGGAGAGAACUUCUGUUCUGGAAAAACAAGCUGAGAAAAAAACUGAUGAUGAUGAGUCAUCAUCAGAGGAAGAUGAAGAUGAUGAAAAGAAGGACAAUUCCACAGUAAUCAUUCGUAAGAAACGUGAUACUGGAGUAGCUCUCCCAACCGAUGCCGCUGAAACCACUCGAAUCAUUCAUCGUAUGAUUCGCGACCACAAGGAAAAUACUUUUCGCGACGUCCAGAAGAGAAUGAUUCGCGACCUCGAAAGAAAUUUGAUGAAGCCUAUUGGAGAGCUCAUAACGAAAAGAUACAAGCGCCAAAACCCACCAACCCAAAUGAAAAAGACACAGGAGAUCAACGACGGAGUGCAACUGCCACUGGACAAGAAGCCGUCGGCCACUGCGUCCCCAACUAUUUGA